Porites evermanni is the source of this 4952-nucleotide messenger RNA. The record is from the annotation of a GenBank genome assembly. Lineage: Eukaryota; Metazoa; Cnidaria; Anthozoa; Scleractinia; Poritidae.
GUUUUAGGAGGAAGUUCUGGUAUUGGCCGAGGUGCAGUUCUUUUGUUGUCUAAACUUGGUUGCAGUGUUGCUUUUGGAGGGAGAAACAAAACUGAACUUGAUAAUGUGGCAGCUAAAUGCAAAGAGGCCAGAAGCGAUGCUCAGGUAAUUAACCUUUUCCCUCCCAAAAGGCGUCCAGUCAUCAAAUAAAAACACAUUAACCACUGAAACAUUUCCAACUGCCAUAACAGAGGCUCCCUUAGGGUAAAAUUCCAACAAGCGACAUGGCCUUUAAACAGUGGUGUAAGGCAGACGAAAUGUUGACAAAUAACAUGAAGAUGGUUUGAAGCUGCGACACUCGCAAAUACAAUUAUAAAAUACCGACAGUGACAUGCCCUUCUUUUCAGUGCAGAAAAUGCUGACCCACUUUAAAAUUCAGACCAGGGAUAUUAUAUGUAUACACCCCACCAAGAAGGCUUCUGUACAAGUAGUUCUUAAUGUAGUGAAUUACACAGUAACUCCCGAUAAUUCGAACCUUCUAGCAGGUGUUCUAGGGAAAUCAAUCCACCAUUUGUCUACACAAACUUACUUAGCCCUCGUUAAAAUUCCCCAAUCCUGCUAUUUUAUCCCUAGGAUUCUGGCAUCCCAACCCUAUAAAUAUAGGAAAUCCUGCUCCCACUUGUCAUUGAAUUCCCUCUUCCCGCUCCUGUUUUUAGCUUGCAUCCCAAGUAUCACCACAAAAAAUAGCCAAACCCUGCAUCCCGGCAAACCAACUGUGGACCCUCAGUUAUUGGGAGUUUGAGUUAUACAUGUAUAGACAUGUACUCAAAAAACUUCAUUUGAUUUAUUUUAAUUGGAUUGAUUUAUUUUUUAAGUACUUAGAUAAUUCAUUUGAAUCCCCAGCCAUAAUACUUGAAACAAGAUUACAUCUUUAAGGAGUCUUUUAUGGUUUGUAAUGGAAAGAGUGCGAUGUUUUGUCAGGUUUUACCAGUGCAAGGUGAUUUAGAAAAAGAUGAAGAUAUAAAAGCACUUCUUGAGGCCACAAUAAAACAGUUUGGAAAGCUGGAUAUUUUGGUAAGAACAAUGUUGUUGCAGUUGAUGGCACAAACCCAGCCCUUUAAGUAACUUUCCUUUCAAAUUAUGGUAUAAUGGUUGUAUAAGCGACUAUUACCCAAAAUAUUCAACUGAAUUUGAUGUAAUAUAUGUUAACCAUGUUAUGUACAUCCUGGACACCACAUAUUAAACAGCCAAGAAAAAUAGUUGUCUGAAGAUCGCCCCCUGGGGGGGGGGGGAAUAGUCAGAGAUUGUUAAGUCCCUAGUGGUUUCUUUACAGUGUACUUUCCACAAGAAUCAGAUCAGUGAACGUGCUCUGAUAUGGGACCUGUGGUUAUUUUAAAUUGUCCUUAUUUAAUCACCUAAACCCUAUUUAUCAAAAUUUAAAUUCUGACUCACUUGUUCCCCUCAUGCAUUUCGUUUAAAAGUNCCACAAGAAUCAGAUCAGUGAACGUGCUCUGAUAUGGGACCUGUGGUUAUUUUAAAUUGUCCUUAUUUAAUCACCUAAACCCUAUUUAUCAAAAUUUAAAUUCUGACUCACUUGUUCCCCUCAUGCAUUUCCUUUAAAAGUGUUGGGGAAAAGUUAAUUGUCUUGUGCAAUCAUGUCCUUAAGUUUCAUUGCCAAUCAGUUGUUUUCCUGCAAGGUUGUGCUCUAAAAAAAAAUUGAAGUGAGCCCAGUACUCUGAACUUGUGAAAUCCAGUGUGCCCAGCUUAUGAUUUCUAUGAAAAAGCUAAGAUUUUCGAGUUGCCCAAGAACAAAAGUUAGGCGCCACGGGCCACCAGGCUCUGCUAGAGCACAGCCUUGUCCUGAAAAGGUUUGAUACUGAUCUGAUUCUUAACCCUUUAAUUAGGGCUUAAAUAGUUAAGAAGGCUAGAAGUUCGAGCAGUUUGCAGAUUUGAACCUGGGGGGCAUCCAGGAUUUUUCUUAGGAGGGGGUGCACCACGAAGGAAUAGUGUAACUGACUGGUGACUUAAAGAAAUUUUAAUACAGAAUACCAGUUGUAUUAGAAAGCCGCAGGUCAUCUCAGAGGGGCGGGAGGGGGGGCGGGGUGCACACUCCCUGCCCCUCCCCCUAGUCAAGAUCCGGCCCCGGAAACAAUGGCAGUUUUUAAUUUCACAUCAGAUGAUAUCCAAACACAUCUUAGCAGCGUAUGAUAUCUUCCAUUAAUGUGUUGUGUGACCUUAAUGUUUGGAUGAUUUAUUUUUAAAUCCUUAUUUAUAUAAUUUGUGUGCUCUGAUUGGUCAAGAGGCGUGUUUGCAUAAGAGUAUGUAAACAUGGUUGUGACAUCAAGAUGUUUUGCUUUUUGCACACUAAUCACGAAAGCACAAAUUUGAAAACGUUUUUUAGUUAAAAACUUAACAAGUUUACUUUAUUUACCCAUUCCCUUAUUGGCUGAAACUUGGAAAAUUGUUAGAAACAUGCUGUGUCAAUUUGUUUCUGCUUAGCUGACAUUUUAAGUGAGAAAAGUCUAUAUUGUGGAAAGCAUAUUUUUUGCAAAACAAGAACUGGUUAUGCAAACGAGACUUUGUGUACAAGACUUCGCGACUGGCAAGAAUUUCUCUUUUAAUCAGUGCCAUUAAGAUAACAAAGAAAAAAGUAAUAAAAGCAAUAGAAAUUUUUUUCCUGUAUUUGCAUAGCCUGAUAUAAACUCUCCAGGGAUUGGGAGAAUUCUCUACAGUUAUGCAAACCCUUGACUUCAUCUUGGGUUUGCAUAACUGUCUCGAAUUCUCCCAACCCCUCUCAUGUUUAUAUCAGGCUAUACAAACACCGAAAACGUUUUCUAUUACUUAAAUAUUUUCUCCUAUACUACAGGUUAAUAAUGCCGGUAUCGUUGCUAAAGGAACUAUUGAAAGUACAUCCCUGGAAUCAUUUGACAAAGUAAUGCGGAUAAAUACAAGGUGAUAUGUACAUCACGUUAAAUUCCUAAAGUAAACUAGUAACGGGUGCAUAGAAAAAAAGGUGUUGGUGUCCUUGUUGAAACCCAAUGACAAAACUGAAAUGAGAUAAAAGGUUUUUUUUUUUUUCAGGGGGAAGGGGUUGGUUAUUCCUCAGUGCACAUGGUAAUUUAGCUGUUUGAUGAGCCCUCUAACUGGAAAGAGUUUGUUAAUGGUGAUAUUCAGGUCCAAAAACUUUUAACCUCUGCUUGAACAUGUUGUAGCGAGGUUGAACUGAGAAGUAUGAAGUUGUCAAAUUGUGGAAUGACUUUUGAGACGAAGAAAAUAGCCGAGUUGAAAUAGUCAGAAAAGAGAAUAGUAUUUCAAGUGUUUCUGAGUUCACUUUGGUCGCGAAAUAUGUUUGUGGGAACUGGAAAACCAUUUACAGUUCGGCUUUUACGUAAAUCUUUGGCAUGAGUACUCUAAUGUUUACAAUAUUAAUAUUGAACAAAGGUUGUAGAUUCACGCAGGAAUCGAGAAGCAACAAUCGAGAAUCGAGUCUCGAUUCUCGAUUCUUACGAGUAUCGACAAUCGAGUGUACUUACUUUUGAACGGUGCUGUAUCUUCCGAUUCACAGGGCAGUUUUUUACCUGACAUCCUUAGCUGUACCCUAUCUGACAGAAACAAAAGGUAACACACGCUAUGUCAUCAGAGAUACUUAGAUACUGACUCGGCUGCGUGAGAACAUCUCAUGAAACAAAGCUUAAACCAUAUACCUUAUUGGUACUAAUUUUCGCGAUUUUGGUGAGAGAGUAUUUCACGGGGUUUUAUUUUCGCGAUUCCAAUAGGCAAAUAUGAAAAAAGGGCAUUAAUCUUCGCGAUUCAAGCAUUCUCACUUUCAUUUUAUCUUUCAAAAAGUGGGAACUUAAUAUUAAAAUUUAGGAUAAAAUGGAACAAGCAAUUUUUAACACACGGAUUCUCUACCUCUGGACUUUUUACUCCAUACAUCUAUGUGAGAUCUUUGCACUUACAUGUAAUGUUCAGGUAUAUUACAUGUUGCGUGUUUAAAUUUGGCGAGGAUUUUUAUUCGCGCGUCAUUAAUUUCCGAUUUUUUUACAAUCGCGAAAAUUGCGAAAUUAAAGGCCGGGGAAUGUAAUUUUUAAUAAGGUACUAUACAUACUAUAGUAAUAUAGAUGUACAGUCAGGGCAUCUUUUGAAGGCCUGCAUUUUGGUGGCUUUUUUGGCUUGGCAAUGAUUGUAAAGAAAACAAUAAAGAUACUUUUAAAUGCUCAUGAAGUGCGAGGUCUUUGUUUGGUGACUUUUUUGGCUUUAGAAUGGAUAGUUAAGGGUGCAAUUUACGCUUUUCCCAGCUACACAUCCAAAUUUGCAAUCGUCAUGUUAAUUAAGCAGUUAGAUGCUGGUAUGCAGCUAGAUUAAACUUUAGAAGAAUUUUAAGUCAGACCUCAUCCAGUGUUUUGUUAUGUCAACCAUACAAGUUGCACAACAUCCAAAAUGUUGAAGCAUACUACCUGUACACUAUAUCUGCCAAAAUAACACGCAGGCCUCAGCGUUUACAAAAUUGGGCGCGUAAAUGAGAAAACUUAGCCUUUUUUAUUACUUCGUCAAGCAAAAAUCUCCCAAUUUUUGCAAUUUACCAGAGCAAGUUCUCCUUUACUUGUUGGAACGUCCUAGAUUGAACUUGCCUUGCAACGUUUUCGUUGCAGUAGUGAUUGCAAAAAUAGAACUUGCUUCUCAUGUUUUCAGAUGGUUAGUCAAUUAAUCACGACGGAGCUAAAUGAAACAUUACUUACAUGUAGUGUGAUGGUGUUCUCCAGUAUCUAAAAUCAGUUGUAAAAUCUUAAUGUAUUUUACAUAUGCCAAAAACCAAGAAGCUAAAUUCUCUCUCGCAUUAAAUUUCAUUUCUCUAAUUUUUAAAACCAAUUCAAUAAUUAUUAUUAAUAUGUAAUAUAUAUUUUUUUGCUUUAGGGUGCGUUGUGAAUGUUUCUAGUGUCAAUGGCAUGAGAUCGGUAAGUUUACCAUCGUAA